This is a messenger RNA of Lecanosticta acicola, 723 nucleotides long. NCBI's taxonomy places the organism in Eukaryota, Fungi, Ascomycota, Dothideomycetes, Mycosphaerellales, Mycosphaerellaceae. The record is from the annotation of a GenBank genome assembly.
AUGCCCGCCGUCACGCGAAGUCGAGGUCAGACGACAUUGGAAGAGAAAGGUGUGUCGUCUUCCAAGCCUGCGCCAAAGCGAAAAGCUAUCGCAUCCAAGGAGCCUACCGCGAAGAAGCAAAGGACACAACCCCAAAAGGCUGUGUCGGAGAAGCCAGAAACAUCUAAAGACGGGAACGAAGAUGAUGGAGAUGACACUUUAAUGAUCAACAGAGCUCCUGUACUCGAGCUCUGGGCAAGCAGUGUGGCGCACUUCCUCCAUCCCUCUCUCCCGUGGACGACGUGUCUAAGCAUCGGAUCUUCAGUCUCAACCCUCGCCGCCAUCUCCAAAGGUCGAGCAAUCGGUACGAUGGAGGUACCUGAUCCAGGAGAACAAGCCGAGAAGCGCGCGAAACGGGCAGAGCAGCAAUCUGAUCUAGAAGAAGUGCACAUCAUGAGAUCCCAUUUGAAAUUGAAAGGCGGCAACGCCGUGGUUGGCGAUAAGCCCAAGAAAGGCAACGAGGAGGCGUUGAAGAAGAAAUUCGGUGACGAAAGUUACGAGAAAGUGAAGAAGGUCAUGAGUGAGGCCUUGAAGAGCUGGAACGGUAAGAAAGAAGACUUGCACGAGAGGGCUUUCCACAUGUAUGAGGAUUUCAGACCGACUGUUGCUGCUGGUCAGAAAGGCUGGGGAAGGAAAGGGACUCUGAGGUUGAAGACGAUCGAGAGUGCCGUUGAGGCCGGCUGA